Molecule: messenger RNA, 3321 nt
Organism: Neurospora crassa OR74A
Lineage: Eukaryota; Fungi; Ascomycota; Sordariomycetes; Sordariales; Sordariaceae
Exons: 7
Coding region: 250-3321 (1023 amino acids)
Biological process (GO): DNA-templated transcription; regulation of DNA-templated transcription
Molecular function (GO): zinc ion binding; DNA-binding transcription factor activity, RNA polymerase II-specific; DNA binding
Source: RefSeq, a predicted model, not a curated record
GUUGUCCUUACCAAACCCUCUCGGCUUCAUUGUGGUGAGGAGUUUCAGGUUGUAACGUGUCGCAACAAUCUGAAUCGGCCUUCGGGAUCAUUCAUCUUCCCCGGUUGCCCGGUGUUUGUUCUCGGCGUCUUGUUUGCAUCAAACCCGCGAGUUUACGAUAGAUGAAUUGUCUUUCCAACCCCUGAGAAUUAGCUAAGCACGCUUGACUGAUUUGGGCAGUGGACGGAUAACGGGGUUAUCGAAUAUCAGAUGGCCAACGGCAACACGGAUACCACGACGACAGCCGAAGGGACGUUGGGGGUUGGAUCAGGGGUCCAACAAUCAGCACAAACCUCUCCAGUUGCUGGUUCAUCAGACCAAGAUCUGGAACCAUUGGCAUGUAUGACAUGUCGGAGCCGAAAGCUGAAAUGUGACCGCAUAAAGCCAAUAUGUACACGAUGUGGGACGGCAGGGGGAGAGUGUGUGUAUCCUGAAUCAAGGAGGAAACCGAACUUCAAGCGGCGAAAUGUGAAGGAACUCGAAGAGAGAUUGGCUCAAGUGGAAGGCCUCAUUCGAAGUGUCACCAAGCAGUCCUUGGGCCCUGAUAACCAGGGUGCAAGUGAUGAUGCGAGCGCUACUGCUGCCCUCGAUAAGAUGAGUGCUACCACUAGCUUGGAUGAACUAUCGGAGGAAAUAGUGUCGGGCUCUGAGCGAGCCAGCUACUCGUUUGGCUUUGCAUCUCAUGAAUCAGCGUCUAAAAACGUUAGCCAUGUGGAGGCUGCCCCGGCACCUGACAGAGCAACUUCGUCAAAGCGACCACACUCACCUCAACCUUUUGAUGCACCACGAGUAGGAGGGACUGGAAUUGGAGGCUUCAGUGACGAUCUCAUUGAGCUGGGACGAUUCGAGGGGCUACCACCUAUCGACAUGAUCGAGGAUCUACAUCGAUUGUUCUUCCAUUUUCGGAAGCCAAAGAUCGUGCCCAUUGUUCACCCGGGAAACUACAUGCGAGCAUUCUACUCACCCACUCACAUGCGUCCGCCCAUGUGUUUACAAUACGCAAUCUGGGCAAAUGCGGCAAAGGGACAUCCCAUGUACGACCGUUAUUAUGAUGUCUUCUAUCAUCGUACUCGUCAGUACUUGGAGGCUGAUGAGCUAAAGGGACUGGGCGAGCAUUUUUUAACGCUUCAUCAUGCCCAAGCUUUGGUUUUAACCGCCAUUAAUGAGGCCCGCAGUAUGCUGUUUACCAGGGCCGCAAUGACUGCCGCAAGAUGUGCCAGACUUGUGCACAUGUUGGGUCUUCACCGACUCGAUGACCCCUCAGAAGAUGCAGAAGACUCUGAUGUGCCCGCUUUGCCUCCUCCCAAGAGCUGGGUUGAACUAGAAGAACGUCGAAGAACAUUCUGGGGUGCCUACUGCGCUAACGUCCAUAUCACCAUGAACACUAGGUGGCCCAUCAUGAUUGAUGUAAAAGACACCACAACCCGUCUUCCUGCCUCCGAAGAUGCCUUUAAUACAGGCUCUUACGAAGUCUCGCCCACGCUCCAAGAAGCUUUUGGUGGUUCCUCCUAUUCCUCCUUCGCUAGCAUGGCCGUCAUAGGUUAUCUGUUUAACGAACUACUCAACCAUGUCCACCGAUCAAAGGUAUCGGACCGGCCCGACGACCUUCAAGACGGUCCUUACUGGAAACGCCAUCGCGAGAUCGAUAACAAUUUGGAUGAUGCCUUCAUGUUCUUACCCGACAAGUUUCGACUGCCCACCAACAUCACGGAAACGGUGGCGCUGCAGGUUAAUUUGAGUUUACACGCGUCCGUACUCUGCCUGCAUAGCGCUGCUUGCGACGCGGUAAAGAAGUAUGCGCUCGACAAGCGGCUAGGUGAAAGGAGUAGAGUGAGGAGACUGAAUGCUGCGAGAGAAAUCGUGAAUAUUAUGAGGUUGGCUAGAGAGACCAUGAGCCCUUACAAAACCCCCCUGGUAGCCCUCUCCAUGUACUGCGCUUCCACAGUCUAUAUCGAUCUCGCAAGAGAAACUUUCACAUCCCCCUCGCCAGUUCCGCUCCCGCCCUGGGUGGCUCCUGAGCUCGAAUUCAUCGUCAAUUGUAUGGAGUCCAUCGGUCGGCAACACAUCAUCACACGUGCCUACCUCAACCAGCUCCUCCUCGAUAUUGAGCAAAACGAUGUCAGUGCGUUCUUUAAUCUACCCAACAUCAAGCGGUAUGGAGAUUGUAGCAACGGGAUUCCCCUGCUGGGGAGAACGGCUGUGUCAAAGUAUACGAAAAACGAUGGGAGGCCGGUGGUCCCGAGAAUGAUGUCUAUGGGGGGUGGAGGUAGGAUCAUACCCGAAGAAGCAAGUUGGAGUGGUGGUGGUGGUGGUGGAUGUGGGAUAGCAGUGACGGCGGCGCAAGCCUGUGGUGGCAGUCUGAACGAAAACGGGGGGGCUGCGGCGGGAGUCGCACCACCACCGGAGUGUGAGCUUGGUGCCUGUAGUGGUGGUAUUCAGUGUCCGGGUAGGCAAGGCCAAAAUGGUGACACUACAGGAACUAGCGGCGGAAGUAGCGGUCCUGGUCUCGCACCGGAAGCCAAACGGAGACGAAUCCAUCAGGAACAGCAGCCCUUUCUCGAACGCAUCGACCUUUCCGACUUGUUCAAGUUCGGUAGCUCCGCGCUCCCCUCUCAGUAUCGACAUCGUCAGCCUACAGCAGCAGUACCACCAGAUUUCACCACCGAAAGCAGUGACGAGUUCAACGACGGCUGGGGCCCGGGACCCGCGACUGGUGUGGGACCUCCCUAUUUAAUGAAAUCCAACAGCGACACUUCCCCGCCGGUAAUCCGGCUUCCUCACAGAAGUGUGAACGAUUCAUCCACUGCGAUGUUUGCCGAUAACAGUACCGGUACUGAACCUUCAUGCAUCCCUGUUUUCGACCCUAACCAACAUACCCCGCUAGAGGACAUGACCAACAUGGACCUUUUCUCCAACAUCACCGAAAAGGGAGAAGUGGGAGGGAUGCGAGGGAUAGGUCAGAUCGAUUUAGGCUUGACAGACGUAGUGGUCAAUCCCUCAUUUUUGAGCAAUAGCAACAUCAACAGCAACAGCAAUAGCAACAACUGCAACUACGACGACCUUGGGAACAACAUCAAUACCUGUACUGGCAAAUGCCCUCUACUUGGGAAUAUUGAUGGCAUUAAUGGUAAUGCCAAUGGCGAUUGCAAUCAUGAGACUGCUACAGUUGGGGGGCAUGGAGGAGAUGACGAUGGUGAUGCGUGGAUGCUUCUUACCGACGACGCGGGGAAUUCUGGCACUGGCACCACGACUGGUACGGGUGGUUGGGAUAAUGUGCUCUGA